AUGACCGAAAGCGGUUUAGGGGCUGGAUGUGAGCUCCCGCCCGCCAACCUCCGUAUCUUCCUCACUUCCCAUCGUUCCAGACCUCCUCCCCUCGUCCUUGGGCUAGCUGAGACCUCUCAGUGCCUCCUCCUUGACUGUCUUCUUUCGAAUCGCUCCUGUCCUCUUACCGCCAAGAUGAAGCCCGUCGUGUCGGCAUUGAAUGCCUGGUCCUGUGUUGUUAUCUCCGUUUUCGCCAUCGUUAUUCUCUCGGUCCUUGGAUCACUCUUUGGCAGUAACAACCAUGCCUACACUGGCUCAGAAGGAGAACCCGAAGAUGGCCCUGCAGUUGCUGCCUCUAUCUACGUCGCCGUGCUCGUCUACGCUGGGUUCUUCGUUUUCUGCGGCUUCCAGGCCUACCUUCACAUUCUAGACCGCAGGGGCGGCGCCAUAUCACUCCGCUAAACAUGAAAAAUCCCACAACAAUAUCUUAUUCGGUGUCUUUAACGGUCCUUCGGUCGAUUUGCAAUCAUUGCGUCUUACAUAUUUCUCGGUGUGUCUUUGGAGAACAUGGAUUUCAGGGUCCGAGAAGGCGGGGAAGGAUCCGAUCUGAAACGGAUCGACGGUCUCAACCUAUCUGGACUUCUCGGUCAUGCCACUACAACUGCUUCAGUCUAUUCGAGGUGGACUCAGAGUCCGUCGGUAUCACGAGCUAGGAAUGCGGUCUCUAUCUAAGGGCCUUUGCGGAGCGGGUAUCCCAGGCUCCCUUUGCUAGAGUACACAACCUUUUUGCGCAUGUACAUAAACCGCUCGGAAUUAUAGC
Messenger RNA from Penicillium cinerascens, 799 nucleotides. RefSeq lists its product as uncharacterized. NCBI's taxonomy places the organism in Eukaryota, Fungi, Ascomycota, Eurotiomycetes, Eurotiales, Aspergillaceae. The record is from RefSeq and is a predicted model, not a curated record. The transcript has 5 exons. The coding region runs from base 1 to 441 and encodes 146 amino acids.